AUGUCAGAAAUCGAAGCUCCAACUGUGGUCCACGUUGACCCCAAUGAAGCCGGCAUCUACGAGAUACCCAGUUUAUGCAUGAACUGUCGCGAUGAGGGUAUCACGAGGAUUCUUCCCAUUAAGAUCCCGUACUUUAAAGACAUCCUUCUCGAAUCCUUCUACUGCGAGCACUGCGGGUGGGAGAAUAAGACGGUCAAGAGCGCAGGACAGAUUCAAGAGGCGGGAUCAAAAUACACCUUCAGACUAGACGAACCAAAGGAUCUCCAACGGCAAAUAGUCCGGAGCGACACCGGUGUUUUCCGCAUCGAGGAUCUAGACCUCGAAAUGCCUCCUGGCCCCGGCCAAUUGACCAACCUCGAGGGAAUCAUCACGAAAAUCAAAACCGAUCUCGAGUAUGACCAGCCAGAGAGAAAGCAAACGAACCCGGAACUCUAUAAUGCGCUUCAAGGCAUCAUUCAAAAAUUGGAUGAUAUGUUGCAGGGCAAAGCAUUUCCAUUUGUCGUCACGGUGGACGAUCCUUCGGGCAAUUCAUUUAUCGAACCUUCUCCCGAAGAAGACAAAGGCAACAAAUACAAGCGGCUGGACUAUAUCCGGACGCGCGCGCAGAAUGCGCAGCUGGGACUCAUCGCAGACGACGAGGUGGAGAAGGAUGGCGUGGGAAUGGACGACGUCGACAUUGUGGACAACCAAGUUUACGAACUGCACUCGGAGUGUCCCGCUUGCUCGAAACCCUGUACCGUCAACAUGAAGAAGACCAACAUUCCGCACUUCAAGGAUGUUAUUAUCAUGGCCACGGUGUGCGACUACUGUGGAUACAAGACCAACGACGUCAAGACCGGGGGAGAAAUCCCGGAGAAAGGAAGACGGAUAACUUUGGAUGUCAAGAACAUCGAAGACAUGUCUCGAGACAUUCUGAAGUCGGAGACUUGCGUCUUGAAGAGUGAUGACCUCGGCUUGGAAGUGCAGCCUGGCACACUCGGCGGGCGAUUCACCACUGUCGAAGGCUUGCUUACGCAAGUGCGGGAUCAAUUGCACAGCCAGAUAUUUGACCUUGGCGACUCAGACCUGGCUCCAGGAGAUUCUAUGCCGGCCGAAACCAAGGAGAGGUGGGACAAGUUCUUUGACAAGCUGGAUCGCGCAAUCAAGGCCGAGUUCCCUUACUCGAUCACGCUGGAGGAUCCCUUGGCCAAUUCAUACGUGCAGAAGAAUGUGGAUUCGGGCGAUGAUCCUCAGAUACGGACGGAAGAAUAUGAGAGAACCGACGAGGAGAAUGAGGAUCUUGGUUUGAAGGACAUGAAGGUGGAGGGUUACGAGAACGACAACGCGACUACCAAUGGAACUGCAUCAUGA
Messenger RNA from Exophiala dermatitidis NIH/UT8656, 1350 nucleotides. RefSeq lists its product as uncharacterized. The transcript has 2 exons. The record is from RefSeq and is a predicted model, not a curated record. Gene Ontology annotation, molecular function: zinc ion binding. Lineage: Eukaryota; Fungi; Ascomycota; Eurotiomycetes; Chaetothyriales; Herpotrichiellaceae. Gene Ontology annotation, cellular component: cytoplasm; nucleus. The coding region runs from base 1 to 1350 and encodes 449 amino acids.